AGCAGAUCUAUAAGAACACAAACACUAAAUUGGACUAAUUAUUGCUAAGCUAAUAUAUUUAUUAUUAUUUAAAUAUUAAAAAACAACAAAUAACUACAAUAUUUUAUUACAAUGGCAACAUUAGUGGGUGCAAAUUUUUUUGUUUAUUUUACCACUACCGAUGAUAGUGAACGAGUACGCUGUAAACUUUGCAAUAAAAGUCUUAUGGCUAAUAGACGUUUUAACCUAAAACAGCAUUUAAAGCAAACACAUAAAAUAGAGGUUAGUUCAGGUAACAGUAAAGUUAAACAUGGUUCUGUUGAUAGAAAAUCCAAAAAAAUUGCACCAUCGGAUAUCGAUGAAAGUCGUACGGAGGAUAAUGCUGAUAAUUUCUUUGAUAUGAAUUCUCAAUCCAUGGACUCAAAUGAUUCAGAUACUUUAGCACUUCCUUCGGGUAUAGAAGUAAAAACCGUACGUGUACAAGAAAUGCGUUUAAAAGGUAAAGCAAAUAAUGAAGUCGUGGAACAGGGUGUAACAUAUGAAAUUGAAAAUCUUGAUGAGAAUAAUGCAGAAACUUCUACACAAAACGUUUCCGAACAAGCUCUACAAACUGAUACUUUUGUUGAACCCAUACCUUUGCCAAAGUUAAACAAACUCAAACGUGUCUUGAGCGAUCCCUUAAAUGAACCUAUACUCCCAAAGAAAACACCAAAAUUUGAGCCACAAUUAAAGAAGAAAAGGGACAACGUAAUAGCCGAUGAUCCCCUAGACGAAUCUAACUCUACUAACAACGAUCAUUUCGUACAAUGGGCUAAAAAGAAAAUUCAACUAUUGGAAAUUGAAUUACUUGAAAUGCGUAACUAUAAACACAAAUUGGAAUUGUAUGAAAAGGAGCAACUGUUAAAGGUAGCUUCUUCAAAAUUCACCCGAGAUAUACGAGGAAUUCAAUGAGCAGCUGAUAAACAUACAAAUAUUCCCUUAAUAUUAAUAAAAUAGUAUUUUUUUUCUAUUUGAGUUUGAAAACAAAAUUAUUAAAAAAACAAAA
Lucilia sericata (common green bottle fly) is the source of this 1024-nucleotide messenger RNA. RefSeq lists its product as uncharacterized. The transcript is spliced from 6 exons. The coding region runs from base 112 to 930 and encodes 272 amino acids. NCBI's taxonomy places the organism in Eukaryota, Metazoa, Arthropoda, Insecta, Diptera, Calliphoridae. The record is from RefSeq and is a predicted model, not a curated record.